AUGACAACUAUUGCUGACGCAACAACAGUACUUCCAACAACAACUAGUCAUGAAACAACAACCUUGGCUACCACUAGCACCCCUCCAGAGUCCUCAUCUAAUGUAGCAACCACAACUAUGCCUGAACCUACAACAACUUUUGGUGCAAAUACAACAACUCUGGCUGCCACAACCACCCCUCCCACAUCCUCAAUUAUAAGACCAGUGUUGACAACGGAUACAGCAAACACAACUAUGCCUCAAACAAAAACAAAAGUUCCAACAACAAUUAUUGCAAACACAACUAUGCCUGACAAAACUAUCGGUGCAUCAAAAACAACUAUGGCUGCCACAACCACCCCUCUGGCAUCCACAUAUAUAGCACCUAUGUUGACAUCUGAUGCAGUAACCACAACUAUACAUGACAUUUCACCUAUAACUAUUGGUGGGAAAAUUGCAACUUUGAUUCCGAAAAUAACAGAAAAUCAUCCAACAACUUUUAUGUCGCAAACCACAACAAUUCCAUCCACAACUAUUGGUGAGACAACUACAUUUUUGGCUCCCACAAUCACAACGUCUCCUCAAACAGUAGUGGAGAAGUCAACAACAACGCCAACCACUACAGUUUAUUCAAUAACUACAACUAUGAAUGAAACCACAAAAACACUUUCAACAACUUCUACUAUUGUUGAGACAACUACAAACCAUACUAAAACAACUACUGUAGGUAAAACCCCAACAGCAAUUACAACUGUAGCUAUUGGCCAGGCAACUACACCUUUGGCUUCUGAAACCACACUGACAACAAAUCAUCCAACAGCCACUACACUGACAGAAACUGCAACACCACUUCCAGUAACAUUGACAACUACCGGUGAGACAACUGCGACUGUCAUUUCCACAACAUCAAAUCAACCAACAAACACUAAUGUGGGGGAAACAACAACGAUUCUACCUGCAACUAUUGGUGAGGCAACUUUAAAUUUGGCUCCCACAAUCAUGAUGACAACACCAACCAGUAAAAUCCAUUUAACAAUUACAACUAAGCCUGAAACAAUAACAGCACUUCCAACUACAGUUAUUGCUGUCACAGCUAAACCUUUGGCUUCUGAAACAACAUUGACUACAAAUGAUUCAACAACCACUAUUGUAGCUGAGACCACAACACUUCCAAGAGUUACUGGUGAGUCAACUUUGACUACUACAUCACUUUCAACUACAGGACCAACCAAUAGAACUGAUGCAACAACCACAACUAUGCCUUAUCUCACAACAUCUUUGGGCGCAACAACAAAAACUGUGGCUACCACAAGCACCCUUGCAACGUCUGUAGCACUAAUGUCGACAACUAAUGCAACAUCUAUGGCUGACAACACCACAAAUAUUGGUGCAACAACAACAACUCUGGCUACCACUAACACUCUUCCAACAUCCUCAGUUAUAGCACGAACCACAAGUAUGCAUGACACCACAACUAUUGGUGCAACAACAACAAAUUUGGUUAACACAACCACCCCUCUAACAUCCUCAACUGUAGCACCAUCAUCAACAACUGAUGCGGCAACCAUAGCUAUGACUGAAUCUACAACAGUACUUCCAAUAACAACUAUUGGUGCAACAACAACUUUGGCUGCCAAAGGUACACCUCCAGCAUUUUUAUCUAUAGUACCAACAUCAAAAAUUGAAAUAACAACAGUGUUUCUAACAAAUGCUACUAUUGUUGAGACAACUAGAAAUUUGGUUUCCACAAAAACAAACAAUCCUACAACAAUUACUGUGGCUGAAACCACAACAGAUCUUCCAAAUACAGCUACUGGCAAGACAAUAACAACUUUGGCCACAUCUCCAACAUCCUUAACUAUAGCACAAACUUUGACUGCCACAACCACCCCUUCAACAUCCUCAAAUAUAGCACCAAAAUCAACAACUGAUGCAGCAACCACAACUUCACCUAAUACAACAACAGUACUUUCAAAAACAACUAUUAGUGCAACAGCAACAACUUUGGCUGCCAAAAGUACCCCUCCAACGUCCUCAUCUGUAGCACCAACAUUGACAACUGAUGCAGCAAUCACAACUAUGCCUGAAACAGAAACAGUACUUCCAACAAAAACUUUUGGUGCAACAACAAAUUUGGUUACACUAUCUGUUCUAGCUCCAACAACGACAUCUGAUGCAACAAUCACAACUUUGCCUGAAACAGCAAUGGUAUUUUCAAAAACAACUAUUGUUGCAACAACAACUUUGACUACCACAAGUACCCCUCCAGCAUCCUCUUCUUUCGCACCAACUUUGAUUACUGAUGCGGCAGUCACAACUAUUCCUGAAACAAAAAAAGUCCUUCCAGCAACAAUUUACCCCGCCAGCAUCCUCUUCUUUCGCACCAACUUUGAUUACUGA
Messenger RNA from Sinocyclocheilus rhinocerous, 2379 nucleotides. RefSeq names its product mucin-5AC-like. Bases 1 to 2379 code for a protein of 792 amino acids. The record is from RefSeq and is a predicted model, not a curated record. The transcript is spliced from 3 exons. NCBI's taxonomy places the organism in Eukaryota, Metazoa, Chordata, Actinopteri, Cypriniformes, Cyprinidae.